AUGGAGCAUUUGAUUUCUCUCGGAUUGAAUGAGCAGAAGGUGAAGGAAACGUUUAAAAAUGGAACUCUCACUGCGACGAUUACACGUGCCUUCUCCUACGUUCCGCCGGGUGUAGAGCUGACUUCUGCCCAAAAGCUGCUUCUGUUCCAGGCGUGCUCGAAGAUCAAGCCGCAGAGUGGUCAGUUUUUGGAACUAAUAGUAAAAAAAAUCCUGAACAACAACCUGGACACUAGCUUGCGCGUGGAUACAGCACUAGAGUAUGUGCUAGCUAACGUCACGAAAGCCACGUUCAACGAAGCUGAUUUCGAUGUGGCCUGCGGUGUCGGGGUAGUGGUGACGCCAGAAGAAAUCGAAAGAGCUGUUGAGACAACUAUUGGCAAACAUCGUAAUGAAAUCGUUCAACAGCGUUACCGGUUUAAUGUCGGAAAAUUGCUCAUCGAAAUUCGUGCCGCUCUGCCAUGGGUCGAUGGUAAGGCGCUAAAGAGUGAAGUAGAUGUUCAGAUGUUCGAUUUGCUUGGUCCAAAAACGGAGGCAGAUGAAGAAAAAGUUGCUAAAAAGCGCCGCGAACCCCCGGUUGUUAAUACACCAAAGCCGGCAACUACGGUUGAAUCAGUAACGAGCACUAACCGACCGGAUGGACCUAGAACGAUGGUCGAUCUAAUGCGAAAUGUGGAUUUCCAUCGCCCGGGUGAAAACUUUAAAACGGACGGAUAUGUGGUUACUCCCGAAACGGAGCGUUUAUUAAAAGAACACCUGCAUCGAGCUGGCGGCAAAGUGCGAACUCGCUUCCCACCGGAACCAAACGGAAUUCUUCACAUAGGUCACGCCAAAGCGAUCAACAUAAACUUUGGCUACGCAGCAGCAAAUGAUGGCGUAUGUUUUCUUCGCUACGACGACACUAAUCCGGAAAAGGAAGAGGACAAGUUUGUGAAAGGCAUUCGAGACAUCGUCGAAUGGCUGGGGUACAAACCGUAUAAAAUAACCUACUCGUCUGAUUACUUCCAACAGCUGUAUGAUUUUGCGGUGAAGCUCAUAGAGAAGGACAUGGCGUAUGUGUGUCAUCAAACUGCCGAACAAAUGAAGGGGUUCACUACGGAGCCAUCCAAAUGGCGUAACCGUCCGAUAGCGGAAAGCUUACAGCUUUUUGAAGAUAUGAAGAAUGGGAAAAUAGACGAAGGAGCCGCGACGCUGCGCAUGAAAAUUACGUUGGAAGAGGGAAAAAUGGAUCCAGUAGCUUAUAGGAUCAAAUUUAUUCCACAUCACCGUACGGGCACGAAGUGGUGUAUCUAUCCGACAUACGACUACACUCAUUGCUUGUGCGAUAGUUUGGAAGAUAUCACCCAUUCCCUCUGCACAAAGGAGUUCCAAUCAAGACGAUCGUCCUAUUAUUGGCUCUGCAAUGCACUAAACAUCUAUUGUCCUGUGCAGUGGGAAUAUGGACGUCUUAACGUGAAUUACACUGUUGUUUCGAAGCGCAAAAUUAACAAGCUAAUCACUGAAAAUAUUGUGAACGAUUGGGACGAUCCAAGAUUGUUCACUCUGUCGGCUUUGCGACGCAAGGGUUAUCCUGCCGAAGCAAUAAAUAAUUUCUGUGCCCAGAUGGGCCUAACGGGUGCACAAACGUCCAUUGAUCCUGCUGCCCUCGAAGCAUCUGCCAGAGAUGUGUUGAAUUUGACUGCACCACGUACAAUGGCAGUUCUGGAACCGCUUAAGAUUACGAUACUCGAUUAUCCCCAUGAUGAACCAAUUCAGCUUUCGGUGGCUGAUUUUCCAACCAUACCGGAAAAAGGAACGCACAUGGUAUGGUUCGACCGCGUGGUUUAUAUAGAGCGGUCGGAUUUCAUGGAGAAGGCAGACAAAUCAUUCCGCCGUUUGACACCAGGCCAACCGGUUGGACUGAAGUACAUCGGCUUCAUGCUGCGAGUUGAAAGCGUUGUGCGCAAGGCCAACGUUGUGGAGGAAUUAAUUUGCCGAAUUGAACCAUGCACUGCUACGGAAAAACCGAAGGCAUAUAUACACUGGGUAGCCAAACCAAUCCCGGUGGAAAUUCGUUUGUAUGAGAAAUUGUUCAUACACAAAAACCCCGAAGAUAGCAAUGAAGUUCCCGGAGGGUUUUUGAGUGAUUGUGCCACCGAUACAAUUCGCACCAUUUGUGGAUACGUCGACACAUAUGUGACCCAUAGUAAAGUUUACGAUAAAUAUCAAUUUGAGCGCAUCGGUUACUUCUCCAUUGAUCCGGACAGCAGAACCGGUCAAUUAGUUUUCAAUCGUACCGUCACACUAAAAGAGGAUACGGGAAAAAUGAACUAG
Messenger RNA from Anopheles marshallii, 2310 nucleotides. It is a transcript of the gene GlnRS, whose product is annotated as probable glutamine--tRNA ligase. The record is from RefSeq and is a predicted model, not a curated record. Gene Ontology annotation, cellular component: aminoacyl-tRNA synthetase multienzyme complex; cytoplasm; cytosol. Gene Ontology annotation, biological process: glutaminyl-tRNA aminoacylation; translation. The coding region runs from base 1 to 2310 and encodes 769 amino acids. The transcript has 2 exons. Gene Ontology annotation, molecular function: glutamine-tRNA ligase activity; ATP binding. NCBI's taxonomy places the organism in Eukaryota, Metazoa, Arthropoda, Insecta, Diptera, Culicidae.